AUGUGGUCACCUUGUGCCGUGUCAAGAUAUUAUAAAACAAAAAGACAACAAUACCUCUACAAUCUGCCUGACAGAAGAAAUAAAGCAGAGAAAUGCCAAUUUGAGAAGAAGCUAACAUCAAGAAGGAGAAGGCUCUUCAUCAAGCGCAUGAGGGUUGCCUCUAAUACAAAGAAGACUGCUCUGCAACAAAUUGUUGCAAAUUUCAUGAGUGAUGAGGAGGAUGGUGAGGGCAGUCAAGAGAGUGUGUGGGUUGUGAAGUCACCACUGUGGCAUAGUCCACAGCUAUCUUCUCUCUUAAAGAGACUUCAGGAGAAAAUUGACAACCAGCCAUCUGCCUUCUUGAGCUCACAUCCACAAAAUACAAGAGUAGAAGGAGAGCCAUCCACACGCAGCCCACCAACUUCCUCACCAGCAUGAGCACUCCUUCCUGGUGAUAGACAGAGCCCUGAGAGGUCUCCUUCUCAAAAUAGGAUUCCUCCCUCCCCACAGUCCCCACAACAUUGCAGUGGUGAUGAAAGUGAUGGGGAACCCUUGCAUAUGUUGGACACCAGCCCUGUCACAAUCCGAAGGAGGCCAAACAGACGGCUACAGUCACUGUGGGACUAAAUUAAUGCCUAAGUGUUCUUUAUUUACAUAACUUGUAUGUUUUGCCUUCUGUUUUUAAUUCAGUUCAUUUGACAGAAUGGCAAGGUGGUUUAUGGGUAUUAGGGUGAAUCUCUCUCUCUCAUCUUGAUUGAAACAUAAUCUACUAGCUAUCGCAAACAGUUCAAAAAUCUGUGGGAAGAAUCCUUAAAUAACAUAGAAUUUUGUGGCGAUCGACUCCAUUUAUUGUUGAAGUAGUAUUAGAUGUACUGAAGACCUAUGUAAAGAAUGCUAUAGUUUUGGAUAUGCCACAGUUAAUUUUAUUGGAAUGAUUUCAAACAAGCUUCUUGAAUUAUUGUGCUCUUCAAAAACCUUUUAUGUUUAAGAAUUGGCUUUAAUACUGAUGCACAGCAUGUACACUUGGACCGACCUCCCCUUAUGUGCCACUCCUCGUCUCGUGAAAUGUUAAUUUUUCUUUAUAAAAUGAGCAGCCCUAGCAAUAGAUCUUUUUAGCUGUGUGAUCACGUAGUUUGCAGUAGGUAAAUAAGGAUGUGAAAUGGCUGCUCAAGUACGCACCGCA
This is a messenger RNA of Pocillopora verrucosa, 1162 nucleotides long. NCBI's taxonomy places the organism in Eukaryota, Metazoa, Cnidaria, Anthozoa, Scleractinia, Pocilloporidae. The record is from RefSeq and is a predicted model, not a curated record.